CGUAGAACCAUAUUCACGACAAAUCAACCUCUUUACGCUCUGAUAUGAGCGUUCAAUUUAUUAUUUAAAACAAAAAUGAGUGAAUAUAAAAUUCGAGUGACUACUGUAGAUCAGAAAGUGGGAAUUUUUCAGGUUGCGCGAAACAAAACAGUUUUGGAUUUGAAAAAUAUUAUUGCGCCUACCUUUGAAACAUCCGUUGAUCGCCUAAAAUUGAUUUAUGCUGGACGAGUUUUACGGAAUGAAACAAUUCUUUCUGAUAUCUUGAAUGAUGUUACUGAUCUGGUAACCUUUCACCUUGUUAUAAGCAUACUUAACAACACGCCGCUGUCGUCGAGUGCACCUGUUGGACGGACAUUUUCACAGUUGGCUCCAGUUCCUAGACCGCUGAACGCUUCUCCUUCUUCUUCUGCUCUUCCACCACGAACAAUAACCAGUCUGAAUCCAGAUGAGCUGUCUCAGCGUGAGCGAGCUCAACAUUUAGUGUCAAAUUAUCAACGUUUAGGAAGGACAGCUGGAAUUCAUGGCAUCUUCCCAAAUAUGAUUCAACGUAUUGAAAGCAGUGGCCUAACAGCAUCUGGUUCACCCAUAACCCAAAGUCAAGACAGUAAUCCAAACUAUGAACCUUCUUCUAAUGACUCCUCUAGAAAUCCUUUUAUGCAACCUCCAGGCUCUCAACAACAAACUCCCACUCCCAACCCAACUACAACGACUACGACCUCCGUAACUUCUGUUCCCAAUGGCAACGUUACCAUGGUUGUUUCGUCAAGUGUACAGGGACGAACCCAACCUCCUCACAUACCUCAUUUAAACUCUAUCUCAAAUCCUAUUCCAAAUGUCUUACCUUCCCCUCCUUUCCAUCAGAAUAAUGGAGUAAGCGUGCCCCAGGCAUCUGGAAGCCAUGCCAUUCCCUCUUCCCAGGAGAAUUUCCGACAGCCUACGAGUAUUAACAACUUUUUACAAAGCAAUCCUCUUCAUGGACCUCCGUUUGUUCGCGACUUUUCCUCACCUUCAGUUAGUAAUUCAAAUAUCCCUCAGAGACAACCCAACGAAAAUCCAAGACUUCCCUCAAUGGUUUCCGGUUCACACAUGGGUUCCCCUAACUUCUCUUUUAUGAAUGAUAAUUCUCUUCCAGCUGGCGGUUCUGCUGCGGAUGCACCUCAGUUACUAUCGACAUACUAUCAACCUGUAUUGUAUAACGGAUCUUUUUACUUACAACAGCUUCCAUUUACCUCUUCAUUCCCUCCUUUACCAUAUCAACCUUUAGGAUUAGGAGCUCCUCCUGUUCUUUCACCAUAUGGUAUUAUACAGAAUCAACAAACAGGCGAGUGUGCAUACUUGUUGUCUCCAACUUCUGAUCAUUCUUCUUUACAAGCUCAACCAAUGGCUUUGCAAAGCUUGAGAAGGUUCCAACGAUUCACCUCUAGUGUUUUAUCCCCUUUUACCCAUACUUACGAAAAUAUAAGAAGACAUUUCCGUUUAUUUAUUCGUCUAGCUCUUUUCUGUGCCUGGGCUACUUAUAAUGAUUCUUUACCGCAGACCAUGCUACUAACGUCCAUAAUGGCUUUUGUUUUUCUUUUGCAAACUGGUGCACUUAACCCGGUUUUUAAUGAAAAUCAAACUUUCCAAGCAGUCUUGGAGUAUAUCAGAAAUGUGCAGAAUGAAUAUCGCCAACGCCGCAGUCGAAGCAACCCUGAGAUUGUUGAAGUCCCGAAUGCCGCGCCAAGCGAAAAUCAAGAAGACGUAGCUUCAGAAGCUCAGCGAAGAAGAACGGAUACAGAAACUACUCGAGCUCAAAGAUUUUUUAGAUCUGCAAGGGAUAGUAUUAUUGCUUUCGCUUCAAGCUUUGUCCCAAGAAGCUAAUUUUAAAUAUUCUAGUAAGACAGUACCAACCAAUAAUUAUUAAUAUAUUAGACUUGAAAUGUACGAACUUGUAGUACACCUGUUAUCUCAAUAAAUUAAACUAUAAGACACUAAUUUCUUAAAGUCAACUUUAAAA
Schizosaccharomyces cryophilus OY26 is the source of this 1996-nucleotide messenger RNA. RefSeq lists its product as uncharacterized. The transcript has a single exon. Gene Ontology annotation, biological process: endoplasmic reticulum unfolded protein response. The coding region runs from base 76 to 1860 and encodes 594 amino acids. The record is from RefSeq and is a predicted model, not a curated record. NCBI's taxonomy places the organism in Eukaryota, Fungi, Ascomycota, Schizosaccharomycetes, Schizosaccharomycetales, Schizosaccharomycetaceae. Gene Ontology annotation, molecular function: protein binding.